Malania oleifera is the source of this 4387-nucleotide messenger RNA. RefSeq lists its product as uncharacterized. Bases 191 to 1552 code for a protein of 453 amino acids. The record is from RefSeq and is a predicted model, not a curated record. The transcript is spliced from 14 exons. NCBI's taxonomy places the organism in Eukaryota, Viridiplantae, Streptophyta, Magnoliopsida, Santalales, Ximeniaceae.
AAUUGUUAUUUUAUAUUAUUGUUAUUAUUAUUUUUUUCGGUGUUGUUGAGAGAAGCGAGAAGGCCUGCCUGUUGAGUCGUCAUAUAUUGUGGUGGUGUGUAGGUGAUAGUCAGUUAAGCGACUGGACCCGCUCCCGCACACGUAUCCUUCUCUCUUUUCCAUUUGAUUCUUUGCUUCCGCUGGGUCUUCCAUGGCGGCCUCCAAGCUCCUGCUGUUCUCGAUCUUCCUUGCCCUAGUUUUCGCUCGGAUUCGGGCGGAUGCGUCCGGCGAAGAAGCGGAAGAAUUUGAAGUCGUCAGAUCGGAAGCUUCGGAUUCAUCGUCGUCUCUGAAGAUUGAACUGGAGCAGCUCAGGGCGAAGAUCGCUGGUCUCGAAUCCCUUGUGGAUGAGAGAACACAGGAACUGAAAAGCAAGGAUGAUAUCAUAGCACAAAAAGAGAGAGUUAUUCGAGAGAACUCUAAUAGCCUUGAUUCAUUGCAGACUGAGAUAGCAUCUCUCCAGAAAAAAAGGACAAUAGAUGCUCAGGAGCAGGUUGGAAAGGCUCAUGCGCGGGCUGGUGAACUAGAGAAUCAGGUUGACGAGCUUAAAAAGGAAUUAGAAAUGCAGAAUCAGGAGAAAGUGGCCUUGCAAGCCCGAUUGACUGAAGCUGAAGACAACAUGCGUGGAUUGAAUUUGAAACUCCAGAAUCUCCAGACAAUUAAUGAUGAACAAAAGAUCAUAAUUCGUAAAACAGAACGUGCUCUUCAAAUAGCUGAGGAAGAAAUGAUGAAGGCAAAAUUUGAAGCUACUUCAAAAACUAGAGACCUAAUGGAGGUUCAUGGCGCAUGGCUUCCACCUUGGCUUGCAGUUCAUUUUUUCCAUUGUCAGUCCUUCAUGGUGACGGAAUGGAAUGAGCAUGGAAAGCCUGUUAUGGAUAAAGCAAUCCAGAAGGCCAUGGAGACAAAGGCACAAGCUGAAAAGUGGGCCGAACCCCAUAUGGAAACAUUUAAAACUAAAUUGAUCCCGGCUAUUAAAGAACAGUGGCUGGUGAUAGUGACAAAGGUUGAGCCACAUGUGCAAUCAAUGAGUGCAAAAACAAUCUGGCUUUAUGAAACUUCUAAAAAUGCAAUAACCCCACACGUCAUAAAAGCACAACAAAUUGCUGAUCCGUACUUUCAGGAAGCUAAGAAGGUCAGCAAACCAUAUAUUGAUCAAAUUGCCACUGUGACAAGACCUCAUCUUGGUAAAGUAAGGGUUGCCUUGAGGCCCUACGCAAAGAAGGCGGUUCAUGCCUAUGGAAAAUUUCUUAAAUCUGCAACUAUGUAUCAUAAUCAGGUCCAAGACUCUGUCCAAGAAAAGCUGAAAAAGCAUGAACUUACAAGAACUCUGGCAACUAAAGAGCUGGUUUGGUUUGUGGCCUCAGCCUUGUUGGCCUUACCGAUCAUAAUAUUGUGUAGAAUUUGCUCGGCUAUUUUUUGCAAAAAGACAAGGAAACCUACUCGAAAUGCUAAUACACAUCAUAUGCGUCGUAAAACCAAACGGGGGCAUCCAGAUAGGGAGAAUGCUGCUAGGUAGACUGCUGCUGUUCUGGCAUGUUUCAGGUAUGCUUCAUAAUUUCAUGACAGAUCUUAUGCCUGUCACUUUCUACUGUAUGUAUGAUCAGUGAUAGAGGUAAGUGGAUUUUGCUUCUGCAAACUUUAAAGGAUCCAUGGAAUUUUUUAAAAUUUGCAAAUUUAAGUUGAUUUGCUGUGUAGAAAAUGUUGCUAAGUGGGAUGAAACUAUUCUUAAGUACGCAUUCUACUAGUGAUGCUGCUGCAAUUAAGAUGAUAAUUCUAUUGCUUUUUGCCGGGUAAAAGUCUAAUUUGUUAAUGUGAAGUGUGCUUGGUUGCACUUGCGCUUGCUCUGCCUGUGGUUUAAAGCACACAAAUGUCACGAGUCGUGAGAGAUAUUCAACGAUAUUAAUGUCACAGAGCAGCAGCUCUUUUUGAUGAGAUUAAUCCUCAGCUAGGGCUAAGAGAGCUUUUUCAUCAUGUUAACCUGUUUCCUUUUUUUUUUUGGGUAGCAAUCAUGCUAACCUGAUCAAUAUUGUUGGACUAAUGCCCUUGGGAUUAAAUGGUAGUUUAACGUGGCGCCUGAUUUUUUAGAGGUCUUUUGUUUUCAUUUUUCUUCUCUCUUUCCAUUGUAUUGCCUGUUCUUGCUUGUUUGCUUGCUGUUCUGCAACCAGGCUGCAUGCAGGAAUGGAGAAAGAUGGGGUUGGGGUUGGGGUUGGGGCUGGGGCUGGGGCUGGGGCUGAGGCUGAGGUUGAUUGACAUGGCCUAUUCUUAGAACUUCAGAUUUUGCGGCCAAGAGCAAUAUUGGCUAGUGGUGGCAAGGUGUCGCAUGAAAGCGUCAGCAUCAUUCUUACUAAAAGAAUUGGAUGAAUUUUUUUUUUCUGCCAUUUUUAAUGUUUAUCAUUAUUUGUAAGAUAGAUGGGUUGUAGGUAUUUUCAUGUUUGUCAAUGUGGCUGUGUCUGGUGUUUGAUUCUCUGGAUUCAUUUUUAUUGUCAUUUCUUCAGUAUUUUUAUUUGUGUUGCUGUUGCUAAUGUUGUUGUUUCCCUUGCAUGUGCUGGAUGCCCCUGCUCUCUAGCCCCUUCAAACAUUCCCACCAAAAUAAAAUUGCAAAAAAAGCAGAGGGAAAAAAAAAUCGUACCCAUGCUUUUUCAGACAGCAUUUUAACAUUUUAUUAUUACUAAUUAUAUAAUUAUUUAUUUUUUAAUAAAAAAAGUACUGGCCAUGAGGCUUGCAUAUUUCCUUUAGUCAUGUGACUUGUUGACAUAGAUUUAUAGCAAAAUAGCAAUUGAUGUGCCAAGACUAGUUUCUAUAAUGUGAAGUUUUAAAUUACUACUACACCUAAAGUUUUAGCUAUUGGAUUGUAGGUCAACAGUGCAGGUCAAGCCUCAACAGUCCCAUGCGUGUGCAGCCUAGUUGCAUGUGCGGAGAAACUAAUGAUGAAUAAGAGACCAGUAUGGGAAAUAAGACAAUUUUUACCAUCAGACAAUAAAUGUGGGCAACAAGAAUAGAAUGUAGAACCUCCUGCUAACCAUGGCUCUGAUGAUACCAUGUUAGAUUAAUGCUUAAGCUAUAUUAGGUUGCCAAAAAUGCAUACAAAGCUGUAAGAUGCAGCUCGUCUGUUGGUAGUGUUUAAGAAAAUUUUUGCCGUCACGAACUUGAUAAUGUGUGAGGAUCACACUGUGACAAGAAACCAGCAACCAUUUACAGUGCCCAAGACCUUUUUAAGCUUUUGAUCACUCUCUCAAUCAGGAAUGCACUAUAAAUUGCUUGUCUGAUUGAGUUUACAAUUUAUCCUUGAAAGACCUUGAUAUACAAAGGCCAUCUUGGGGCCAAACUCAAAAUGAACAUGCUGGCAUCUGCAAUUUGGCCAGUUCAAUGUUAGUCCUUAGUGGAUUCAUUUUACUGAUCCAUCUAUGUUUUUUCCCUCUCGUGUAAAGAUUGUAGGUGAUGCAUGUUGACGAAUGGUCCGAGCUGGGAGGUGAAGUAGUAGAUUUGAAUGUCUUUUAAGAAGAAAUUAUUAUUAUUAUUUGGUUAUUGGUUGAGAUGCCAUGAAAUUGGUUCCAGCCCAUAUAUAGUGAAAAUCUUGCAAAAAGUUGGGAGAGAAGAACAGUGGAAGCACAUUGCAUUGGGAUUUAAAGUUGAAAGAUAUAUAGGCAUUGGAAUAGGAGGAUGUUUGGCGGCCUUUUUAGGUUCCAUAUUUUUAUAUGAUAAGCAAUUUCUUCUGCUAGCCAUUCUUAGGGAGCUUUGCCUGUCACAUGCCCUUGCAUCUGUAUUCUGGUUUAGCUGUCCUCUGCAGAUGCUAUUGAAUUUUCUUGAGUUUUCAUCAUCACAUUUGAUUGAAUGUAAUGCACUAAAUCCAACUUGUCUCUCGUGCAUCUUUGCAGAUAGAAGAGUGGUGCGCUUUCUGCGCCAUCUAUUUUGGACCACGAAAGUUCCGUCUGGUGAACGGGAUGGGGAUUGUUGGGGAAGGCUCAUGCCUCUUCUUCUUACCUUCGUUUUUCAGGUGGGAAAAUUUGUUGAAAGGCCUUCUUCACACUAGAGAAUAUAGAUAUUUGUUGGAGUCUAUCGAAAAUAUAGAUAUCUUAUCUUGGGAGAGUUUAGACGUUCUUGUAUUAUGGGCUGGAUCUGCUGUUUAUGUUGUUAGAGGCGUUCCCCCCUUUUUUGUGUUAUCCAAAUUUUCUGAGGAGUCUAGAUGGGUACGCAAUUUGUUUCCUUGUUCAUUAAUUUUUAUUUUUAUUUUUAUUUUUAGCUAUAUGUAUGGUGGGAGCCAGAUUCUCCCAGUUUAAUCUUGUGUUUAGGGAUCAUAAUACGUCUUUUUGUUUCCUGUUUCUAUAAAAAUUACAUUUAUGCUUGCUUGGUA